Scedosporium apiospermum is the source of this 2226-nucleotide messenger RNA. Its product is annotated as Hormone-sensitive lipase. The transcript is spliced from 2 exons. Gene Ontology annotation, cellular component: cytosol. The record is from RefSeq and is a predicted model, not a curated record. Lineage: Eukaryota; Fungi; Ascomycota; Sordariomycetes; Microascales; Microascaceae. Gene Ontology annotation, biological process: triglyceride catabolic process. Gene Ontology annotation, molecular function: sterol ester esterase activity; triacylglycerol lipase activity. Bases 1 to 2226 code for a protein of 741 amino acids.
AUGAUAGACCACGUUCUUGGCCGCCCAUCGGCCAAGUCGAGGAGGCUACAAGUCCUCGCAGUCCUCUCGUUCUGGACAUUCUACCUCUUCAAAGGACACAAGCAUGGCCCUCCAGGAGCCCAAACCAUAUCCAGGAUAUUAACCAAAUACCUCACCGCCUGGCAGACGAUCGUGGCCACCUUCAUGUACAUCUAUGCCGCCCACAACUUCUCCUCCCUCGUCGGCCUCGCCAGUCCCGAACCCAUGUCUAACAUGUACGACGCUACCUUCUUCCGCGCCACCUGGGUCCUAACCGCUCUCGACGCCGGUUUCUGGACGGCCAUGAAGAUCCGCUCCAGGCGCCUUCGAGACCUGGCGAGCAUCGUGUUUUCCGUGUUCUACCUCGUGGCGGCCGAGAAGGCCGACGAAAAGGUCCGCAAAGUCAGGAGCAUGAUUACCGUCGACCAUCUCAGAGUGGCGUGGAACAAGGGCAAGACGCCGUACCUCAGCUUUUUCCAGGGGCUUAUGCGGCCUCGCUUUACGCGCUGGCCCGCCCGUGCGCUUCGCAUUCCGAGGCCUGCCGAAAGCGAUUACAAGGAACCCGUGUCGGCUUGGUUGUAUUAUGAUGGGCCUCUUUCGGAUCUGGAGCAUCAUAAUAGGGUUAUCUUGGAUAUUCCAGGAGGUGGAUUUGUCGCCAUGGAUCCGAGGUGUAACGACGAUAAGCUUUUCUGCUGGGCCGCGAAGACGGGUCUCCCCGUGUUAGCCCUCGAUUACAAGAAGGCACCGGAGUUCCCCUAUCCCUAUGCCAUCAAUGAGUGCUUCGACGUCUACUGCACCCUAGUCAAGACGAAAGGGAGAUGCAUCGGGCUGUCAGGCCGCAACGUGCCCAGAAUCGUCAUGACAGGCGACAGCGCGGGAGGAAACCUUGCGGCCGCCACGACGCUCAUGAUCAUCGAACGCUCUAAGAAUCCCUUGGGCCGCAACUUGACGACCGUCGAGCUACCCAUGCCAGAUGGGCUGGUCCUAUUUUACCCUUCCCUAGACAUGAACAUCGGCAACUGGAUGUCGGAGGAGCAAAUGUCUCUCAUCCGCGACCGCCAGUUCAGGAAGCGAAACAAGAGUAUCAUGCGCCGCAAGGCGAGACAAUACACCGACAUCGCCCUGACCCCCCAUCACUCCGACAAUGAAGACGAAGAGCCCUCAAAGCACGCCUCCGAGGACACCUCCUCUCAAAAGUCGGUCGAAGCCGGUCCCCCACCAUCCCCCGAGGCUCUCCGUAGCACUCACCCCGAAUACACGCACAGCGGUCCCCUCUCCCUCACCACGGAACCCGCGAAACCACCGCCGUCAUCAUUGUCAUCCAAGCCCGGCGAAGAGCCCAAAUCCCCCUCCUCCUCCCACCGCCCGGAACUCAUGCAAACGCGCCUCGCCGUAUCCUCCAUGAUCUCCUACUUCAACGACCGCGUCCUCACCCCCGAGAUGAUGCGCGCCAUGAUCAUCCUCUACAUCGGCCCCCACAACCGCCCAGACUUCUCCUCCGACUACCUCCUCUCGCCCAUCCUCGCCCCGGACGCCCUGCUGGCCCACUUCCCCAAGACGUGGUUCCUCACGGGCGAACGCGAUCCCUUAGUCGACGAUACCGUCAUCUUCGCGGGGCGUCUCACGAAGGUUAAAGAAGCGGUGGCGGAGCAGAAGGCUCGCGGCCUACACGUGUCCAAGCCGCCCAAGUUCGAUGAGAAGGACGCUGCUGAGGUGAUUCUCAUCCCGGGGAUCUCGCAUGGAUUCCUCCAGUUUCCUACCGUUUAUCCGCCCGCAUGGAAACACCUCGAGCGUUCGGCGGGGUGGAUCCAAGACCUCUUCAUCCACGCCCAAAGAGUCAGACGUCGAGAACAACAAAUCCUCCAGCGCCAACAGCAGCGAGAAGCAGCCGCCGCAGCCGAAGAAGAAGAACAGGAACGGGCAAACUACCACGCGCGCACCGAGUCGAGCGGCGACGAGGAUAAAUUCCUCGAGAUGGCGAUGACGAAGAUGCGCGUCAGGUCUCCUCCCAAAGGCAAUAAAGUCAGCAACGGUGGAGCGGACGACGGCGAGCCUGCACGGGGCCGUGGGAAGAAACCGGGACGGAGGGGAGGUCACGGUAGGGGGUCGAAGAGCUUGGUGAAGUUGAAUAGUGAGGAGGAUUUAUUGGGGAGGAGGAUGAAGGGGCUUACGAAUGGGUUGGCGGGGAGGGAGGAUGAUGACGAAUGA